UGCUCUUGAUUCUUCCUUUUUACACGAGUGGAGCCAAAAGAUGGCGGAGCAGUCGUCGGUGCCCAGCGAUCUUUACAAGCAUGUUUACUCUUUUCUCCUGGAGAAUAAAUUCUCCAAGGCAGCUCAGGAGUUCCUGAAGAAGACGAAAGUGAAACCUCAGGACCCUCAAGAAGCUGGUCUGUUGGACAUUUUUAACUUUUGGGUGAAGUCUCCAGAGACCAAAAAGAGGAAAUUGGCACCCAAUGGCCCAGCUGCCAAGAAGGCAAAGGAGGCAGAGAGCUCAAGCAGUGAGGACUCAUCCAGUGAAGAGGAGGCAGAUGCUACCAAGAAGACGCCUGCAGUGAAAAAGUCUCCAGCCGCAGUACCUGCAAAGAAACCGGCAGCAGCAAAGAAGGCAAAGUCCAGCAGCAGCGAAGACUCCAGCGACUCGGAGUCCGAGGAAGAGGAAAAGACAAAGAAGGCAACCCCAGCCAAGCCCCCUGUGAAGACCCCCUCAAAGAGCCCCCAGGCCGCAGGCAGAAAGAAAGACACCAGCUCCAGCAGUGAGGAGUCGGACUCAGAAGAGGAAGGGGUCACCAAGCCCCCUGCAAAAGCUGAGGUCAAGGUCGUCGCCUCCAGGAAGGGGCAGGAGAGCAGCGGCGACAGUUCCAGUGACUCCGAGGAGGAGAAACCAGCCAAGAAGCCCGCCAAGCCUCCUGCAAAGGCCCCAGCUGUAAAGACCACUGCCCCAGCCAAGCGGGGUGAUGCCAAGUCCAGCAGCGAGGAGGACUCUUCCUCUGGGGAUGAGAAGGGUGCUCCCCCAAGCAAGAAACCCAAACCUGGGCUAUACAGUGCCGUCCCUCCCCCUUCCACCAAAGGGCAGAAGUCAUCUGCUCCAGUAGGGGGUGCCAAGGCCCAGAGCAGUGACUCGUCAGACAGCAGUGAGGACAGUAGUGAUGAGGAGGCGAAGAUUAAGAAACCUGCAGCUAAAACACCCCCUGUGAAGUCUGCAUCCUCCACACCUAAAGCAGCAGCCAGCAAGAAGGCAGAGUCCAGCUCAGACAGCUCAGAUUCCAGCUCAGAAGAGGAGAAAGCUGCACAGAAGAAGCCUGUUGCUAAGGUGACGCCAGCAAAGCCUGCAUCUGUAAAGACACCUCCAGCCAAGAAGGACUCCUCCUCUGACAGCUCAGACUCUGAGAGCUCUGAGGAUGAGGCCUCGGCAAAACCAGCUGCAAAACCUGUUCCUAAGUCCACAACCCCCAGCGCUAAAUCCCCAGCUGUAGCUACAAAGAAGGCGGAUAGCAGCAGCUCAGAUUCAGACAGUGACUCGGAGGAUGAGAAGUCAAAAAAAACAGCCACCAGCAAACCUGCUGCCUCCAAAAGAGGGUCUAAACCAUCCACACCAGCUGGGAAGGCAGUCCCAGCUGCUGGAAAGGCGGCCGCACCUGCUGAGAGUAGCUCAGGCUCCGAUAGCUCUUCUGAAGAAGAAGAAACCCAGGCGAAGAAGGUCAAGUCAGCACCAGUGAAAACUCCUGCAGCCACCAAGAAGGCUGAGUCCAGCAGCAGCUCCUCUGACAGUUCCAGUGAGGAGGAGGAGGCACCAAAGAAGAAGGCAGCUCCCCAAACUCCUGGUACUGCUAGUAAACUCACACCUGCAAAGACGGUUCCAGCCAAAGGCACACCUACCGGGGCAAAAAAGAAGCAGGAGAGCAGCAGCUCCUCUGACAGCUCUAGUGAGGAAGAGGAAGAAGCCACUAAGAAGGCAGCUCCUCAAACUCCUGGUGCCACAAAGAAAGUCACACCUGCAAAGACUGUUCCAGCCAAAGGCACACCUGCCGGGGCUAAAAAGAAACAGGAGAGCAGCAGCUCCUCUGACAGCUCUAGCGAGGAAGAGGAAGAGGCUACAAAGAAGAAGGCAGCUCCCCAAACUCCUAGUGCUGCAAAGAAAGUCACACCUGCAAAGACUGUUCCAGCCAAAGGCACACCUGCCGGGGCUAAAAAGAAGCAGGAGAGCAGCAGCUCGGAUACAUCUGACAGCUCUGACUCAGAGGCUGAGAAAGCGAAGGCUUGCACCAAGCCUGCGCAGCCCAAUGGGAAACCUGCAGUCCCCAAGACAACAGGCAUGGUGAAAACACCAACUUCUGCCAAGAAAACAGCAGAUUCCUCCUCCAGCGAGAGCAGCUCGGACUCUGAGCCUGAAGGACAGAAGAAGACGGGAAAACCAGCAGCUUCUGUGGUUAACUCCACAGCCACCAAGAAAGCCCAAACGACUCCCAAGGUGGCCAAAAAGAAAGCAGAGAGCAGCUCAUCAGGUGACAGCUCUUCAUCGGAGGAGGAGAAAGCAGAGCCAGCCGCUAAUGGCACUGCAGCAAAGAGGAAGAGAGAUGAAGAGUCUUCAUCCGAGAGCAAACAUGAGGAGGAGAGUAAAACUCCAAAGGCCAACAAACUUACAGCAUCGACACCACACUCUUUUCCCAAGGCCAAGCAGAAGACAACCAAUGCUCCUUUCCGUAGAGUAAGAGACGAAGAGAUUGAAGUUGAUCCUCGACUCUCCAACAACUCAUUUGACGCAAAGGCGGGCGCCCAGGGGGACUGGGGACAGAAGGCUAACCAAGUGCUGAAGUACACCAAGGGCAAAUCAUUCCGCCACGAGAAGACCAAGAAGAAACGUGGCAGCUACCGUGGCGGCAUCAUCUCCACAAACAUCAACUCCAUCAAAUUCGAAAGCGACUGAGUGCCCAGUCAUCCACCUUGUCCCUCUCUCUCUUCAUUGCUUCUUCUUUUAGAGGAAAUGGACUCUUCCUCUCCUGAUAAAGACCCGCAGGGCAGUCCACGUUGUCCUAUACUGACCUAUCACUUUUGCAGGCCAGCUCCGCUAGGACUGCCUUGGCUAAGAGAAACAUGAAGCUGGUUCAUGUCAGUCUAGUGAUUAUUUCAUAUCUUUUGGUACAUUCAUACAAAGGAUCAUCUUUUAAAACUGCAGAAUAUUGCUUAGUGAGUUGAGAGGUGGGAUCUUGGCCCUGGAGACCAGAGCAGGACACUGAAGGCAACUGGGAGAGUCCUGUGUUCUGUGAGAUCCCUCUGCAUUAUCACUGCAGCUGUCAUCUCCCCUUGAGUCUCAGCAUGAUGCAGUAACAAUCAACAUCCAACAGGUGGCCAUGAAAUAUUCUCUUAAGAUAAAAUUUACAACUGUGAAGUCUGAGUGAAUUGCUUGUUUUUCAUUUUCUAACAGUUGCUUACAGUUUGUAAAAUUGUUUUGUUGUUUUUUAUUUUAAUUCAGGAGCUUGUGAUUAUAAUUAUUAGUAUGCACAUAUAUAAAUACAUCUUAAGAUCACAUCAGAUUUGUAUGCAGGUGAAAUCCUGUGCUUUUGGCACUUCAGAAUUCCCAGCACAGUUUUGAAUGAGUUCAUAGAGUUCUGGCAAACUUUAUGAAAUCCUGGAUGCUGGUUUUGCACCAGGAAGUCAAUGCAAGUUCUUGCUGUUUUAACCCCUUGUGAAAAUUAAAAAAGACUCCUUUCGUAGAGCAGUAAGGGUGAUCUCAGGUUUUAUUGGUCACAGGAAAUUUUAUAAAUGUGGUAAAGUUGCCACCUGAUCAUUACCUUACUUAAAGUACAUUUGGAAAGAUAUUCAGCACAUUGCUGUUCAAGGGAGGGUGAUAAUGUCAGACCUUUGCUAAAUGAUAUUCUGCAGUCUGUAAUUGUUAGAAACACACUAAGACAGGUCUUAAUCUGAAUUCCCGGAUGUCCUAGUAGUGUCUUCUGGGUUUUACUUUUAGUGAAGUAAAUGUUUGGAGCUAUCAACUGGAGAAGAUCUUAAACAAAUCCUAUAUUUGGCUAGGAAAACAAGAUUGUUUGAUCACUGAGUGGAGCAAAAUAAAAAAUUUGCCAAGUUUCGAGGGCUACUGAUUUCCGGUUUUGUCAUCUUGCUUUAUGGAUUGUCUCCACUGCAUGAAGACCAAAAAAUGACCAUAAUUGUGACAAAUAAUUAGAUUGAAGUAUUUAAGUUAUGUGGAAACAAAAACCUAGAGACAUUUUGGCCUUAUAGGCCUAUACCUAAGCCAUCCAGGAAUAGACUUUGAAACCCAAGGUGUGAGAGUUUAUGCUGCAGACUGUUAACAGCUGGUGUAGAUUGGGUCUUCCAAAAAGAAAGCAGAGGUUAAAAAGACAUGUUACAGCUCCACGGAUGAACAGUAGGGGGCCUCGUGGCCUGACCAUGAUGCACAAGACUUCUGGUUUUUAUUUGCAUUAAACUAAUUGAUUGGCUUCUAAAAAUGUACCUAAUGUAAAAGCGACCAGCCAAAUCUGCUGCUCUACAGCACUGAGGGGUUGAAGGCAGUUUUACUCUUUUCCCAUGUUUGAUGUUUCUUAUUUGAAAGUUUCCAGUUGCAGUGUACAGAUUUCUUCAGGAUUGUAACACUGUUCUGUCCGGGAUUCUGUUUGCCACUGAUGUGAUAUUAACAACUUUAUAAUUUUAUUGAAUAAUGUCAGGUUAUUUUUCUAAGAAGGCACAAAAAAACUAGUUACUGUAAUUAAAAGACCUGACUGUUUAAAUGUGCUUCUUUGUUUUCUCAUUAAUCCUCCCUCAGUUUAUUAAAAUGAGUAUGUGCUUUCUGACUU
Molecule: messenger RNA, 4595 nt
Organism: Lepisosteus oculatus (spotted gar)
Lineage: Eukaryota; Metazoa; Chordata; Actinopteri; Semionotiformes; Lepisosteidae
Source: RefSeq, a predicted model, not a curated record